UUCGCAUUUGGCUGAGAGGUGAGGCCGUGUAAGGAUAAAGAGCAUUGGCAGCAGGUGGACAGCCUGUGAAAAGAAGGCAAAAGAGGCGGGAAGACAAAGAAAACCUCAGGGACAUAUUGAAUUGACUGUUGCCGUCACAAGGAUGAGCUUCCGACUCUUUUUCCUGGUUUUAGCGGUGCCAUUUGUUUGCCAAGCACAAAACAUAACAGAUGCACAGGAGAACAUGACCACAGAAGCUUCAACCACUUUGGCGCCUGCUGGCACGAACACAACAGCGCUGCUGACGCCGUCCCCUCACAAUCACACGUCGUCAAACCAAACGGCCCAAACGCAAGAAGACGGAGGAGAAAGCGUAACAAUAAGCAACGACCAGAGGACCACUACGGUGGAAGACGUCACUGGGGCUUCUGAGAUGGUGCCAAGCAGCACAACAGAGUCGGCAUCGGCUAAGGGCACGCAGUCUUCAACAUGGGGUUACAUCCUGCUGGUACUGCUGCUACUGGUCAUCCUCAUCCUGCUGGUCAUCCUAUACCUGCUGAGGAGGGCGUCCCGGAGGUACUCGUUUGACCUCCGUCGUGCGGCUCCUGUCAGAAACACAGAAGACCCGGCUGGCACAUUUGAGGCCAUAUGCUUGGAUGAGGAAGACCAACUGACCCCGAAAGACGGAGCAACCCCGGGUGACCUAUCUGUGUUCCCGACUGCUAACGGCUUGGCGCCCCAAUCACAAGAGAAUGCUCAGGAGGAAGACGCCAACGUAAACCACUUGAAGGACAUCGGAGACUCAAAUUGGACGAUUCCAGAUCACCAGGUUGAGACACCAGACAGCCUUGCGCUGCGUCUAAACAACUCUGACAAAGACAACGCGAGUCCAUAUGCUUCCACUGACUUGUUAGAUGGAAUGGAACUAAACGAGUUGUUGCCGUUCAACCAGAUCAUCACUUCUCCAGAAUCUUCUUCCUCCUCUUCCUACUGAUGUGAGCGAUGUGGAGGCCUUUCGUCCUCCUUUCCUCUCUUGUGGUCUAAGAGUGUUUUUUUUAAAGUAGGGGUGUAGAAGUAUUUGUAAUCAGAUUUUUCAGGAAGCAACAUUGGGUAUACAUAUAGUACAGAAGUGUUAAAGUGGGGGUGUAAGUGGGGAUAUUGAACUGUGGCCCAACAUACAGGGGGUCUCCUGAACUAUUUUUUUUAGCAAUUUAGAUUUGUAAGUUUAAAAAAGGUGUCAUAAAAAUUAGUAUGGAAUAGGAUUGUCCCGAUACCAAUAUUUUGGUACUGGUACUGAAAUGUAUU
Messenger RNA from Entelurus aequoreus (snake pipefish), 1284 nucleotides. RefSeq lists its product as uncharacterized. The record is from RefSeq and is a predicted model, not a curated record. The coding region runs from base 143 to 973 and encodes 276 amino acids. Lineage: Eukaryota; Metazoa; Chordata; Actinopteri; Syngnathiformes; Syngnathidae. The transcript is spliced from 10 exons.